Messenger RNA from Kickxella alabastrina, 1332 nucleotides. RefSeq lists its product as uncharacterized. The transcript is spliced from 3 exons. The record is from RefSeq and is a predicted model, not a curated record. The coding region runs from base 188 to 1270 and encodes 360 amino acids. NCBI's taxonomy places the organism in Eukaryota, Fungi, Kickxellomycota, Kickxellomycetes, Kickxellales, Kickxellaceae.
CUUUGGACUGCGGCUGAAAAUUUUUUUGGGAGAACAUAAAAAGUCUGGCAUCAAGACCAGUCCAGCUUUUUAUCCUUUUAUCUUUCCACCAUCAUUCUACCUUCCUCUAUAUUUAUUUAUCCCUUGUAUAGUUUUGAUACACACCCAUCCUUCAUUUUUUGCUUAACGGGGUUUUCGAAUAUUCAAAAUGAUUCCUUUUUUUGAUCUGUUGGCGAAUGGACAGGACAUUCCCCACCCGUCGAUUUACUUAACUUUUUCAAAUAAGCGAAAACUUCAAAGAAACGCUACGAAAAUAGUGGAUACCAGCUACGCUGCAAUUGCGCUCAGCGGGAUAAUGUUUAUUUUUAUCUUUAUUGCCUGCCUCGCCCUCCCGGCCAUUGCCAACCGCACUUCGCUGCGCAUUUUGGCCCUCAUCAGUUUGUUCAACUUCCUAUAUGGCAUUAUUUCAAUGUUCAGCUACAAUUACAGCCUUAGCGGGUGUGUUGCCCAGGGAUUUUUCCUCGAACUGUUCAUCUACAGCGGUCUAUACCUGACAUCAGCCAUUGCAUUUAAUUUGCAUCUCAAGUUUCUUCGGUCUCCAAGCAAGCCACUGCCCAAGUACAUUGCCUAUCUGUAUUUUGUCGUCCCCAUCGCGGUUGCCACCAUGCAGCUGGCUCCCCAGUACAUCUACGCGGCAACCCAUGUGGCAUUGUUCUUGUUCCUCGUAAAGUUGCUUAUUCCUGCUAUUUUUGGUAUAUUUAAUUUUGUCACAUCGGUGCGCGUUAUCAUUGUUCUUUGCCAGAAGAGGUGCAUAAUUAAUGGUGCGCUCAAGUCGGUCAACAGGGGAGCGCCGGAACAACAUACUACUUCUGCAGUUAGCAAAAGAGUUAUCCAGCUACAGGCCGUGCGCAAGGUCUGCAAUGCCAGUAUCCGCGUUGCUAUUUACCCGCUGGUGCCACUUGUUUGCAUUGGACUGCAAGACACAUUCACGUUAUCCAGCGUUCAUGGCCUCAGACAUUACCUCGACGCCGUGUAUCUCACCUCACUGCUUGUCCCCGUCACCGUGAUAACAUACGUUUUGGUCUUUUUAUUUGACCCCGUUUUCUGCCAGCUGUUUACAUCGUCUAAGACUGACCAGACCGAGCAAGAAGCACAGGAUGCUGCUGUUAUUGAAGAAUCCUCAGAAAGCAACAACUCCAUUUCAGCAGCUGUCGAGAAACUCCAUGAGAGCGGCGAGCUUGGCCAAAUUAAAAAUAACGAGGAUGCCCAGAAAUUUUUCAAGACCAUUUAAUUGUCUUUAAUUUAUAUUUAUACUUGUUGGCAUUAAAAUAUAAUACCUAAAUUGAGAUGCAG